Varanus komodoensis (Komodo dragon) is the source of this 1567-nucleotide messenger RNA. RefSeq names its product cytochrome P450 2C11-like. Lineage: Eukaryota; Metazoa; Chordata; Lepidosauria; Squamata; Varanidae. Bases 58 to 1539 code for a protein of 493 amino acids. The record is from RefSeq and is a predicted model, not a curated record. Gene Ontology annotation, biological process: xenobiotic metabolic process. Gene Ontology annotation, molecular function: heme binding; iron ion binding; oxidoreductase activity, acting on paired donors, with incorporation or reduction of molecular oxygen, reduced flavin or flavoprotein as one donor, and incorporation of one atom of oxygen. Gene Ontology annotation, cellular component: cytoplasm; intracellular membrane-bounded organelle. The transcript has 9 exons.
GGCGAAGCCGAAUAGACUGCACUCCUCUGCAGCUUGCGAGGAAGAGGCUGUGCAGCGAUGGAGCUCCUGGCGAGCGCCACUCUCUUCUUGUUCAUGUUCCUGCUCUUCCUGGUGGCAUGGAAGAGGAUCGAGGCCAAGAGGAGAAACUUCCCCCCCGGCCCUCUGCCCCUGCCGCUCAUCGGAAACCUGCUCCAGUUGGGGAGCCGGAACAUGGCAGAACGCCUGAAGAAGAUGAGUGAGAAAUAUGGGCCAGUGUUCAUGGUGUACCUUGGCCUGGACCAGGCCGUGAUCCUCUACGGCUACGACGUGGUGAAGACGGUUCUGGUGGAUCGUGGCCAGGAGUUCCUCGACCGAGGCAGCUUCCCCACAUCAAAUAAAUCCAACGGAGAACUCGGUAUUUUCAUGUCCAACGGGGAGCGCUGGGCGCAGCUCCGCCGCUUCUCCCUCACCACCCUGAGGAACUUCGGGAUGGGCAAGAAGAGCCUAGAGGAGCGGAUCCAGGAAGAGGCUCAGCACCUGGUGGAGGCGCUCCGGGCCAGGAAAGGGCAGCCCUGCAACCCGGCCACUCUGUUCAGCGGCGCCACCAGCAAUGUCAUCUCUCACAUCCUCUUCGGGGAGCGCUUUGACUACCAGGACCCGGAGCUCCUGCGCAUCCUCCACUUCCUCCAGGAGGGCUUCCUGCUGGAGAGCUCCAGUGCAGCUCAGCUGUACAACAUCUUCCCCAGGAUCAUGGACUACCUGCCCGGCCCUCACCAGACCUUCUUCCGGCACCUGCGCGGCGUCCUCGCCUUCGCCGACCGGAAGGUGCAGGAGCACGAGAGCAGCCUGGAUCUCAGUGCGGUUCCGGAGGACUUCACGGACGCCUUCCUCUUAAAGAUGGAGCAGGAGAAGCACAACCCGAGGACCGAAUUUACCAGAGAAAAUUUGGUGAUGACCGUUAAUGACCUAUUCUUAGCUGGGACAGAAACAACCGGUAUUACCCUGCGAUACAUCCUCAUGGUCCUUCUGGAGCAUCCUGCAGUCGAAGCAAGGAUCCAUGAGGAAAUAGACCGAGUGGUAGGGAAGGUACGGCCACCUGCCAUGAAGGACCGAUCACAGAUGCCCUAUACAGAGGCCGCCAUCCACGAAGCGCAGCGAUUUCUAGAUUUAAUCCCCUUGGGAUUCGUCCGGAUGGCGAGACAGGAUGUGCAGUUAGCUGGCUUCACCAUCCCCAAGGGUGCCACCAUUUACCCCAUUCUGAGUUCCGUUCUGAACGACCCCAAGCAAUAUAAAAAUCCAAGUCGGUUUGACCCGGAACAUUUCCUGGACGAAAACGGAGAUUUCAAGAAGAGCAGCGCUGACAUGCCCUUUUCAGCAGGAAAGAGGAACUGCCUGGGCGAAGGACUGGCUCGGAUGGAGCUCUUCCUGUUUCUCACCACCAUCCUGCAGAGCUUCCGCCUCAUGCACCCUCCCGGAGUCGCCCAGAUCAACCUCACGCCAGAGGUCAGCGGCGUGGGACACAUCCCGCGCCAGGCCUCCUUCUGCUUCUGCCCCCGCUAAGCUAUGGGGCGCCGCUCCAGGGCACGGC